CCGGGUCAAGCCACGGUACCGUUGGUCGCCAUGUUGCUCAAUGAAAUUAGCUUCAAACAUUAAAAUAUCCGCUAGCAAUAUUGAUAUGUUAACGUUCGCUUUCCAGACAUUGUUACGGCUUUUGUCAUAUUCUAAAAUGCCUUAGGUACUAUUAAACUACCAAGGAGCCCUGUAUCGUAUUAUUGAGGCAACCAUUGUAACAGUGCCACGCGAUGCACCAUGGAAGCGGUUCACAAAAUCUUCAACGACAACUUCAGAGGUCUAAGUCGGUCAGUGGAUCAGAAGUCGAAGAUCAGCAGCAAGCGACCAUGGCAGCUCCACAACAACAAACUACAGUUACCCACCCUCAGUCUCCCGUAACCACGUUUUCUUCUGCUGCCAGCCCAUCAGCUCCACAGUCUCCCAAUUAUCAGAUAAUCAUGAGUCGUAGUCCGGUCACCGGUCAGAACAUGAACAUCACUUUACAAAACGUGGGGCAGAUGGUGACUGGAAACCAGCAGAUCACCCUAACCCCACUUCCACUCCAAAACCCAGCAUCCCCUGGUUUCCAGCAUACGGCACCACAAUGGAGGUUUGAGCAUGCUCCAUCUUCCUACAUCCAGGUCACAUCUCCUCUACCCCAGCCCAUGCAGCCCCAAAGUCCCACCCAGCAUAGUCCAGUCCCACUGCAAGGUGUCACAAGGCCAGGGGCUCCUGCACUUGGUGUGUGCGGACAGAGCCCGACAAGGUUUGUCGAGGCCGGAAUGUUAGUACGGCAAAUCGGUUUAAGCAGUCCAUCGGGAAGUGGGCAUUUUGUCUACCAGGAGGGGACAGGGCUUGCACAGAUUGCACCAGGCACUCCGGGCCAAAUACAACUGUCAUCUCCAGGAGCACCAGGUUCUGUUCGGGAACGUCGACUUUCUCAGCCUCACUCACAGACAGGAGGCACCAUUCACCACCUUGGACCUCAAAGUCCUGUGACUACCUGUACUGUUCUCCCCACUUUGGGCAGCCCUGGCCACAUUACCACUUCUAACCUACCUCCACAGAUCAGCAGCAUCAUACAAGGACAGCUUGCACGCCCUGUGAUAUUUGAGAAGACACCACAGGGUGUUGUUGGAACGACAGCCACUGCAUCUUUUAGUAUACCUUCCUGUAUUCCACCUUCCAGCCCCUCCUUCACGAGUCCACCCCAAGGACACAGCAACAAUCUUCUUGCACCAACCAACACUGCAGUUGGCACUGUUAAGAAACAUCUUCCCAAGCGGUUAGAGGAGAUUGCUCCUUCUACUCCAGAGAUUGCUCAGCUUCGGAAACAGUGUUUAGAGCACCAUAUCAAGAAGAUGGAUAGUUUAAAGGAGGUGUUCAAAGAAUAUCUUAUAGAACUAUUUUUUCUGCAGCAUCUCCAAGGAAACAUGAUGGACUACUUAGCCUUUAAAAAGAAACCAUGUGUUCCAUUGUAUACCUAUUUAAGACAGAAUGACUUGGACGUUGACGAUGAAGAAGAAGAAGAGGAACAGUCUGAGGUCAUUAAUGACGAGGUAAAAGUUGUCACAGGAAAGGAUGGUCAAGCAGUGACACCUGUUGCCAUAGCAACACAGCUUCCCCCUAAUGUUUCUGCAGCUUUCUCCACACAGUUGCAGUUUCAGGGACACCAAGUGGCAGUUUCUGGCACCCUUGCCAACCCAGGAGACAUGGAUGCCUUUAAGAGGCAACAGGCAAUGGUGCAAGCAGGCGGGAUGCCGCCAACUCCACAAGCAGUCCAGAUUGCCGGACAGAAGCAAAACCAGCAACAAUAUGACCCAUCUAAAGGACCUCCGGUGCAGAAUGCAGCUAGCUUACAUACUCCACCGCCGCAACUGCCAUGCAGGUUGCCACAGGGUCCCCCCCAAAUGGCUGGCCUGCCAGUCACACUCCCCCAGCAGUGUCAGAUUGUCGAGAGUACAGUCCAACCUGGAAGUCAGUUCCAAGCGCAUGUGAAAAUACAGACCGGGGCCCCAAUCAUGGCGUCAGUAAAUCCCCAUGCACAACUCCAGGCACAGCUGCAACAGCAGUUGCAACCAGGUCUUCAUAUUCAGUUGCCUCCUCAGCAGCAACAAACCCAGCCAAUGCUACAUUCAGGGCAAGCGACGGUGACUCUUGGUCGUCCUGGAGCUGAAGCCACCCAACCAGUUCAGAGAAUAAUGACCAACUCAAUACCAGUCCCCUCCAUGUCUACUCCUUCCCUCCCUACUUGCAACUCUGUUCCAACUUUACAACCGACAAGUCCUCUGCGCACUCUUGGUGCCAAUACAAACUUGAGCACACAGUCCAAACUGACCGGUACCAAUGGUUUCUCUGGAGUCAAAAUGAGUGGGUUUGGUCAAAGUGCUACCGUGCAGGAGACUUCUCAAGAUAAGCAAGUCGAGCAAGCUAAACUGGAGAAUCAAGUGCAUCAACGCAUCUCUGAGUUGAGAAAGGACGGCCAGUGGUCAGCCAGCAGGCUCCCGAAACUUGCGGAGUCCUCUCGUCCAAAGUCCCAUUGGGACUACCUCCUUGAAGAGAUGCAGUGGAUGGCAGCUGACUUUGCCCAGGAGAGGAGAUGGAAAGAGGCUGCUGCGAAGAAGCUUGUUCGAACCUGCGCCCGUUACCACCAAGAGCAGAAGAAAAGUCAAGAGCGGUCAAAGAAAGAAAAGGAACUUCACCUUCGCCAAAUUGCCCGCACAAUUGCCAGAGAAGUGGAUUUUUUUUGGUCUAACAUUGAGCAGGUUGUGGAAAUUAAACUUCUAUUUCAAAUGAAUGAAAAACGGAUUCGCGCACUUGGCUUGCAAAAAGCCUCAAUCAAAGGGGAGAGAGGUGACAAGGAGGAAGUUCCCACUCAAUCCAGAAAGAGAAAAUUAAGUUCAUCUUUAAGUGAGAAAACUGAUGAAGAGAGCACGAUAGCAGAGCAAGAGGUUGUGGAGGGGGAAGCAGAUUACAAAGCUGAGUUGGCUGAACUCGCCAAAGAUGCUGAGUUGCCUCUGGAUGCUUUGAAGAAGCAAUAUGCCGGUGCCUAUGCUGAGGGCUUCAUGUGGCCUCAAAGUGACCAUGAUGAUGAUGAAGAAGAGACUGAAGAACCUACGUGUCCUGUGAGCAGUCUGCCUGAGGCCGUGCUGAUAGACUCUCUGCUCAUCGUGGACCAGUAUCGUAGUACUGACAAAGGAUCUUCUUGCGAGUCUGAUAAGAGAUCUGCCAGAGACAUAUCGCAAGUGGCUGCCGCAACAGAAGUUCUUUUGCCCAAGGGUCCUUUCAAGACCACUUCAUUGAAUUGCAAUCCUGCACCCUUUCUACUGCAUGGCUCACUGAGAGAAUAUCAGCAAAUUGGUGUUGACUGGCUGGUAAAGUUAUAUAAAAAGCACCUCAAUGGUAUCCUCGCUGAUGAAACAGGUCUUGGCAAGACUGUACAGACCGUUGCUUACAUGGCCCACCUAGCUGGCCAAAUGGGUGUCUGGGGACCCCACCUGAUUGUGGUCAGGACAUGUAAAUUGUUAAAUUGGGAGGUUGAGUUCAAACGUUGGUGUCCUGGCCUUAAAAUCCUCCUCUAUUUGGGAACCAAGAAGGAGCGCAGAUUUCAAAGAACGAGGUGGCAGGAAGCAAACAGCUUCCAUGUGUGUGUAACGUCGUACAAGCUGCUGAUGAAGGACCACAGCCAUUUUCGGAAGCAAAAAUGGAGGCACCUGAUUCUGGAUGAGGUGCAGCUCAUCAAAAAUAUGACUGAAAAACACUGGGAAACCAUAUUUGCUCUAAAAUGUGAACAGCGGAUCCUCCUCAUAAAUACCCCACUGCAAAAUACCCUCAAGGAGCUGUGGACUAUGAUCCACUUCCUCAUGCCAGGUAUCACUAGGCCCUACUCUGACUUCCCUGUGAAGGCAGCCACAGACCAGAAUCAGGACUAUUGCCACAAACUCGUCAUUCGCCUGCACAGGAUGAUUCAGCCUUUCAUUUUGAGACGCUCCAAAAGAGAAGUGGAAAAGCAGUUGCCAAAGAAGUAUGAACACAUCCUGAAGUGCUGCCUUUCCAGCAGGCAGAAGAGCUUUUACGAGGAUAUUCUCACUCAACCGGGCGCUCAGGAGGCACUAAAGACCGGCCAUUUUGUCAGCGUGCUUCAAGUCUUGAUGCAGUUGCAGCGUGUGUGUAACCACCCUGACUUGGUUGCCCCCCGAGAAAAAAGCAACUCCUACUUCUGCUCUCCGCUGCAAUACAAUAGCCCGUCACUUGUACUGGGAGCACUGCAGGAUGCUUCAAGCAAAGAUACAAACAUGUCCCUGUUUGAUUUGAUCAAUAACGAGAAUCGACUGACUCGGUAUCAGACUGAGGAGGCAGUACCCAAACUAAAGAUCACGCAACAACUUAUAGAGGAGAUCUACAGCGGUCCAGAACCAUCACCACGACCCAAGCCAUGCCCAAUAAAACCCUCAAGAUUGUUCCAACCAGUACAGUAUGGGACAAAGCCAGAAGGUCGCCUUUUCACCUUCACAAGCGCAACAAGUCCAAAUCCUCCAACAAACUCUUCUGCUACAAUCAACUCUGUUUCCACCACCGGCCAAUUAGCCCAGACCAGGGGAAAGUCCCCUGUUAGCGCUGCAGCUACUACAGCAGCUUCUCAAGGAGGGGAUGCAGUCAAAAUUGCCCAGCUUGCCAACAUAGCUGGGAAUCCAAAUCGGAUCUCCCAACCAGAAACUCCCGUCACUCUGCAAUUUCAGGGUAACAAGUUUACGCUGUCCCCCAGCCAGCUCCGCCAGCUCACCACUGGGCAGCCUUUGCAACUCCAAGGAAACAUUCUGCAAAUGGUGUCCGCUCCUGGGCAACAAAUCAUCAGGCCUCAGGGGUCUAUGGUAAUGCAAACAAUGGCACAAGCUGUCCCUAACGCCAAUGCCUCAGCUUCCCCCAGCGCACCUCAUCCAACUCUGCCCACAGUCCAGCAAGGUUUGACUACAAAUGCUACAGCAGGCCCUACUAGGCUGUGUACUGCUUCCACACAGGAGUCUUCAGAAGAGAAGAGUCGUCAAGCAAAGCGACGUUUGAGCCUCCUUUUUGAAGCAAAUGAGCGACGCUGCAGCCGCAGAGUUUUGUAUGGGUCUGACUUGUUAGAGGUGUGCACUGUGACCUCCGAGCCUGGUCACUCUGCUUUGACUGCUGGAGGAUGGAUGUGGGUGGGCAGAGAGAGCUGCAUCAGGGCCCAGAAAAACUUUGUGGCAACCACUUCUACACUACAGUCUACUCUACUCUCGACUGAGGACCGCAUGCAAGCCACUAGUAGCCUUGUAAAGAGGUUAUGUGUGGUGCCUCCAGCUGUAGCUCCGCCUCUUCACUUGUAUGCAGCCAAUCCUCCAGUCGCCUACACCUGUGAACAAAAGUUACUUCAUCGCCAACUGCAGGAAGCUUUUGCGCCCCAUACUUCUGAAAUACACCGCUUGGUGACUGGGAAUGAUCGCUUUUCCCUUGACCUUCAUCUAAUGCAGAUGGACUCAGGUAAAUUAGAAGCUCUGGCCAUUCUACUGCAGAAGCUUAAGUCGGACAAUCGCCGUGUCCUCAUCACCACUCAAAUGGUGAAGAUGCUUGACAUCCUGGAGGCAUUUCUUGAUUAUAGGCAACUCACUUACGUGCGGGUGGAUGAAAGCUACACUCCAGAUGAACAACAGGAGACUAUAAAGAGCUUUAACAGGAACAGGCAGAUUUUCUGCAGCAUCUUGACAAACCACUGCUGCGCGGCAGUUGGAACUGUGUUUGAUGCAGACGCCAUCAUUUUCUAUGACACAGACCUCAAUCCCAGUGUAGAUGCCCACACUCAGGAAUGGUGUGACAAAAUUGGGCGCUCUAAGGAUAUACACAUUUACAGAUUGGAGAGUGGGAACUCCAUUGAAGAGAAACUAUUAAAGAACGGAACCAAGGACUUGAUCAGAGAGGUGGCUGCACAGGGCACUGACUUCACCCUGGCUUUCCUUACACAAAGGACGAUCCAGGAUUUGUUUGAGGUAGAGGCCGGCUCGGGGGAGAAAGUGGAGGAGUUUGUGGUCCUUCAUCAGGAGCCAUCAGCCUCCGAGACCAUAUCCCCUAAGGUGGCUAGGCCCUACAUCCAAGCUCUACAUAGCAUACAUUUGGAUGAUUUAGCAGAAACACAAGAUGAGAAAAUGGAGCAGGUAGAGAUACCAGGCAAGCAUUCUGAAAAGUUUGAUGUGGAGUCAGAGGGCCAGAAUAAAGAAGAGCCUGCUGAGAUUGAGGAGCUUAAUGCAAUUAUGGAACAGCUCACACCAAUUGAAAGGUAUGCCCUACACUACCUGGAGUACCUCCACAUCAGCGAAGAUGAAACUGUCCUCAAGGAGCAACUGGAGUGCUCUAAGAGAGGCUGGGAGCUGCAGCAGCUGCAGAAACUGAAAGAGGAGCAACAAGAGCGGCAGAUGAUGGAGGGAGAUGAAGAGCUCUUCACCUACACCAGAGAGGAUGCUUACAACAUGGAGUAUGUAUUUGAUGCUGAGGAUGGACACACAGAAAUCAUGCCGGUUUGGACUCCACCUACGCCACCACAGGAUGACAAUGACAUUUACAUAGACUCUGUAAUGUGCCUCAUGUAUGACACAACCCCCAUUCCUGAGUCCAAACUGCCUCCUAUCUACAUCCGCAAGGAGCAAAAGAGACUCAAACUGGACCCCUCUGCAGCAGCCAGGAAGAAGAAAAAGGGCCACGGGGAAACAGUUAUUCCUCCACGUUCCCUUUUCGAAAAGGCCAGCAUGCUGAAGGUUCGCAGAGAAGGAAAGGAUCAGAAGAAGAACUUCUCCCUCAAGCAGCAGGCACCCUUUGCCAAACCCCUGCCCUCGCUGGUUAAACCUGCUAUGGAGGUCGGUCAGGACAACCCAGAGUGGCUCAUCAGUGAAGACUGGGCUCUGCUUCAGGCUGUUAAACAACUUCUGGAGCUGCCUCUGAAUCUGACAAUUGUGUCUCCUGCUCACACUCCCAAUUGGGAUCUGGUGAGUGAUGUGGUGAACUCCUGCAGCCGCAUCUACCGCUCUCCCAAACAGUGUCGUACCCGCUACGAGAAUGUCAUCAUUCCCAGAGAAGAGGGCAAGUUGUUGUAUGAAGCAAACCCCAAGAAGAAAACAAAGAGCAUAUACAAGUCUAAGAAUAGCCGUCCUCUAAGGACCUGUCAGAUCUACACACAAGAUGACAAUGCCACUCAGAUUCAGCUCUACAACAGUCGUUUUGAGCUCAUGAAAAUUAUAGCCAGUAAGAGGAGCCCACCCAUCAAGCCACUGCUAGGCAUGAAUCCAUUCCAGAAGAAUCCCAAACAUGCCUCUGUCUUGGCAGAAAGUGGGAUAAGCUACGACAAGCCCCUACCCCCAAUUCAGGUAGCUUCUCAGCGUGCUGAGAGGAUUGCCAAAGAGAAAAAGGCCUUGGCGGAGCAGCAGAAAGCUCAGCAGUUGGCACAGCAGCAGCAGGCUGGUGCUCCCCAGGCCCAAACUGCGUCUAACCUGUCCCAGACCCCUGCUGCUGCCCAGGCUCAGGUCCCUCAGGCUGCUGCAGUGGCUGGAGCCACUGCUGUCCCUAAUGCAGCUGUCCUGGCUGGAGCCAUCAAAAAUGCUACUGUCGGCACAACCAUCCAGGCUGCCGCUGUCGGGGGGAAUGUGAUUGUGAACACAGUGGCUGGAGUGCCUCCAAGCCCCUUCCAGGCCAACAAACGCCUGGCAUCUCCAGUCAUACCAGGCUCCCUGCCUCCCGCUGGUCCUGCUGCUGGAGCACAGGUGGUCCAUGCACAACAAAGAGCCGUUACGGCUUCUGCUACCCCUGCCGAAGUGGUUGCCAUAGCUACAGGGCAGGGCGUACGAUCGGUUACCCCAGUGACCGCAUCGGCAGUCGUUUCAACCACUCUGAGCCCAGUCCAAGCUCAGACUCGACCACUUGUUACUCAAGUAACAUCAGCUACAGGAAUGCAACUGGCACAAGGAAAAGCCCUCACCCCAGCCCACCUGCAGAUGCUUCGGCAACAGCAACUACAACAGCAGCAGCAGGCGGCUUCUCCUCAGAUCAAAGCUGUAAGCAAACCCCAGGAGUUGUUAAAGAUGCACAAACAUAAAUUGCAGCAACAUCAGCAGGUUGCUGCAGCUGUGGCUGCUGCUCAGGGCCAACAGGCUGCAGGAGCCCAGCAGGCAGUCCAAGUGCAGCCGUCACAAGCGGUCCAAGCUAAUCCUCAGCUAGCAGCCGUGGCAGCGCCGAGACCUGGAACUGUCUUGACGGGUACAACAGUGGCCAGACUGACCCGAGUACCCACCCAAGGCCAGAUUCAGGCACAGGCAGGUCAGACGGCCCAGGUGACCCUCACCAAGCCUCCUGUGGUCUCUGGUGUCACCACACUGCCCGUCACUGUAGCUGGCAUUAGUGUGGCUAUUGGCCAGGCCCAGAAAACGGGUGGUCCUGUGCUGACCCCGUCCUUCCCACAAAUGCAAGUGCAGCAGCUGCUUCAGAUGAAGAAGCAGCAGGCGGCCGUUCAGGCGGCAGCUGCAGCCCAACAGAAGGCAGGACAAUCGCAACAAGGACAGGCCACAGUGCAGCAGAAGGUAAAGAUGGGCACCCAGCAGGUGACAGUGCAGGCAGCCCAGCCCUGUCAGCAGCAGCAGAAGGUGACCUACGCUACCACAACCCAACUUCAGCCAGGGAUCAAGACCCAGUUCUUCACCACGUCCAUCGCCCAGACUCAGAAGCCCACAGGAGCUCAGCAAAUUCAGGUGGCAAAAGUCCCCCAAAUAGUGCAGCAGCAGCCCACUGUGACUAACAUUCAGCAAAUUGUGUCUUCUCCGCAGCAGAUCCAAUCACAACCUCAGACGGUGACCCUAACCCAGACGGCCACGUCGGCUCCCGCUCAGGUGCAGAUGAUUCCCGCCGGCACCACGACGGUUCAGGUUGUCCAGCAGAAGAUCAUCCAGCAGCAGGUGGUGACUGCAGCCUCCUCUCCGCAGAUUCAGACUCCACCCACCCACAGCCAGGCCCAGAAACUUCCAUCUUCGGCGGCCACAGAUUCCUCGGCGCCGCAGCCCGCUCAGCAGCAGCAGCCCAACAAGAGCCAAGCUCGCCAGGGCGGCAUAAGGACAAAAAACCCUGCCAAACCCAGCGGGGGGAGCAGUUAGGAGGAACACACUAAAGCGAGUUAAAUAAGUAUUUUCCUGCAGUACGCACACGUACACACGAUUAUUAAUAUUGUAAAUUAUGAUUGUAGCGUACUGUACUGUUUUGGAUCCCAACGUCAACAACCGUCAAUACAGAAUCUAUCAAAGGCUUCUCUUCCUCCUUCUAAUCCCACACUCAACAUGAUGGCGUUCAUCAGACGCAUCCUGAUGCUUCAGCGUCAUGCCGACAGGAAGUCCACCCUGGUGAGAUUCUAAUUUUGCUCUUCAAUUGUUGAAAUGUUCAAUGUUAAAAAACUAAGCACGACCCCUCGGCGAGUCCCCAACAUGACGCGAGAGAACAUAGCGCAAAUCUGAGGUGUGUUGAUUUCGAGCUGUAUUCUUAAAUAGUCGCAUGUCAAAUUCCUUUGUUGUCUUGAGAUCAUGAAUGGAGAAUAGUGCACGUUAAUAUAGUUACUUUAGUCAUUUGUUUUUUAUUCCAGAAAAAUACACUGUAAACAUGUUCGUAUUUCGUUUUUGUUUUUUUUAAUUAAUGUCAAAGAAAAAAAUGUAAAUAUAAGUGAAAAAGACCAUUUGUACUUGUAAAGUAGUCGUGUUUUCAUUGGGGGUUUUUUUCAGCCUAAUUGUAAUAAAGUGAUUGGUUUUUAUACACAAACAUCUUUUUUUGGGUUUUCCAUUAAAUCCCUUGUGAGUGCCA
This is a messenger RNA of Nerophis lumbriciformis (worm pipefish), 9807 nucleotides long. It is a transcript of the gene ep400, whose product is annotated as E1A binding protein p400. NCBI's taxonomy places the organism in Eukaryota, Metazoa, Chordata, Actinopteri, Syngnathiformes, Syngnathidae. Gene Ontology annotation, biological process: DNA repair. The record is from RefSeq and is a predicted model, not a curated record. Gene Ontology annotation, cellular component: Swr1 complex; NuA4 histone acetyltransferase complex. Gene Ontology annotation, molecular function: chromatin binding; ATP binding.